AUGGAAUAUGCACAUUAUAGUAGGCCAGACUCAAAACGACCCGUGGAUGAAGAUCAUCCAGUGGGCGCAAUAUUAAGUUCGAAGAAGGCAAACGAAGCCCUAACAAGAAAUAGAGAAUUAACAACUGUACUAGUCAAAAAUUUACCCAAGAGCUACAACCAAAAUAAGGUCUAUAAAUACUUUAAAGAUUGCGGCUCUAUUACACACGUUGAUGUGGCAGAUUCGCUUAUGAAGAGCUUUCGUUUCGCGCGUAUUGAAUUUGCCAGGUAUGAUGGAGCCCUCGCUGCAAUAACUAAAACACACAAAACUAUAGGUCAUAAUGAGAUUUUAGUAUCCCAUUUAGCAGAUUGUACGUUGUGGAUUACUAACUUCCCUCCAAAUUACACUCAGAGAGAUAUCAAAGAUCUAUUCAAAGAUAUUAAUAUCGUUGUUUUAAGUAUACGGCUUCCCAGUUUACGAUACAAUAAAAACAGAAGGUUUGCUUAUAUUGAUGUUACUUCUAAAGAAGAUGCCUAUAACAGUGUAGAAAAAUUGAAUGAACUUGAGAUAGAGGGUUAUAAGUUAGUUAUCAAGGUCUCUAAUCCGUUAGAAAAGUCGAAACGAACUGAUUCAGCUACACUUGAGGGGCGGGAGAUUCUUGUACGAAACCUGAAUACGGAGCUACUUGAUGAAAAUAUCCUAAGCGAUUCAUUUAAGCAAUUUGGAUGCAUUGAAAAAAUCAAUAUACCUGCUGGACAGAAAGAGCAAAGUUUCAAUAAUUGUUGCGCAUUUAUAAUUUUCGAAGAAAAAGAUUCAGCUGAAAAGGCUCUUCAAAUGAAUAAAACUCUGCUGCACGAUAGGGAAAUUUCUGUCUCCUUGGCAGAUAAAAAACCAUUUUUAGAAAGAAAUGAAGUCAAAAGGCUUCUUUCAUCGCGUAACAGUAAAGAACUAGAAACAUUGGUAUGCUUGUUCCCACUUUCAGAUAAGGUUUCGCCAAGCCUAAUUAGACAAUUUCUUCAGGAAGAAAAAAGCGUCAAUACAAAUGAAAUAAAGAAAGUACUUCUCGUAAGUGACUUUAACGGUGCCAUUAUUCUAUUCAGAAAUGGGAGAUUGGCGGCAAAAAUGCUAAUGAUACUAAACAGAUCUCAAUUUCAAGGAAAAACAAUACGAUCAGGUACUAUCACUGACAUGAAAAGGUAUCACAACAAUGAGCGGAACCACAAUAUGAAGGGCUCCAAAUCCAGCCACAUAAACUUAAUACAAAACAGACCAACUUCCCAAAAGAAGGAAAAUACUCCCAACAAACAAGAACAGAUGUCAAAUGAUGACUUCCGCAAGAUGUUUUUAGGGGAAAGAAAAAAACCAAGUUCUUGCUCUCAAUAG
This is a messenger RNA of Saccharomyces mikatae IFO 1815, 1362 nucleotides long. RefSeq names its product U6 snRNP complex subunit PRP24 (gene PRP24). The record is from RefSeq and is a predicted model, not a curated record. The coding region runs from base 1 to 1362 and encodes 453 amino acids. The transcript has a single exon. NCBI's taxonomy places the organism in Eukaryota, Fungi, Ascomycota, Saccharomycetes, Saccharomycetales, Saccharomycetaceae. Gene Ontology annotation, molecular function: poly(U) RNA binding; mRNA 3'-UTR binding; poly(A) binding. Gene Ontology annotation, cellular component: nucleus; cytosol; ribonucleoprotein complex.